Sphenostylis stenocarpa is the source of this 1776-nucleotide messenger RNA. NCBI's taxonomy places the organism in Eukaryota, Viridiplantae, Streptophyta, Magnoliopsida, Fabales, Fabaceae. The record is from the annotation of a GenBank genome assembly.
AUGACGACUCAAUCGGCGAACCUGUGGGUUCUGUUGGGGCUGGGUUUAGCCGGAAUAGUUCUCAUCACCAGAAAGCUCAAGAAGUCCGUCAGAGAGGAUUUCGGCGCUUUCCUCGAGAAGCUUCAGCUCCUUCCUCCGCCUCAGCCUGCUCCUCCCAAAGCUCCUCAUCCUCUCACCGCCCUCUCUUUUGCACUCUCCGACUUAUUUGACAUUGAAGGACAUGUCUCCACAUUUGGCCAUCCCGAGUGGGCAAGAACUCACGAGCCUGCUUCUUCCACUUCUCCCACGGUUUCUGCUCUCGUCGAAGGAGGUGCUACCUGCGUUGCAACCACCGUUGUCGAUGACUUUGCAUUAGGUAUCGGUGGCGAAAACAAACAUUAUGGAACACCGACUAACCCUGCUGUACCUGCGCGCGUACCGGGUGGCUCCUCUAGUGGUGCUGCUGUGGCUGUUGCUGCCAAUUUCGUUGACUUUGCUUUGGGUAUUGAUACUACUGGUGGGGUGAGAGUACCUGCUGGAUUUUGUGGCAUACUAGGAUUUCGCCCUUCACAUGGUGCUGUUUCACAUUUGGGAAUCAUACCUAUUUCAACAAGUCUGGACACUGUUGGUUGGUUUGCAAAGGAUCCCAAUAUAUUGCGUCGAGUUGGCCAUAUACUCUUACGAGCACCAUUUGUAAUUCAACGCAGUCCUCGGCAGAUAAUAAUAGCCGAUGAUUGUUUUCAGCAUAUAAAUGUUCCUCUUGACAGGAGUUCUCAAGUGGUGGUCAAAGCCACUGAGAAGCUUUUCGGAAGGCAAGUAUUGAAGCACAUAAAUCUUGUAGACUAUAUAAGUUCUAGAGUUCCAAGCUUGAAGGGGUGCUCUGGUCAGAAAACAAAUGGUGAAGUGAAAGGUUCUUCAUUAAAAUUACUUGCCAAACUUAUGCAAUUCCUGCAAAGGCAUGAAUUCAAACAUACUCAUGACGAGUGGAUGAACACAGUAAAACCUGAUUUAAAUCCUUCUGUUUCAGCGCAGUUGCAUGAAAAAUUUGAGGUAUCUGAGGUAGAGAUUGAAAACAUCAAAUCUGUAAGAAGUGAGAUGCGUUCUGCUAUAAAUUCGCUUUUAAAGGAUGAAGGAAUUUUGGUUAUCCCCACUGUAGCUGACCCUCCUCCAAAACUAGGUAGUAAGGAGAUCUUAUCAGAGGAUUGUCAGUGCCGAGCAUUUAGUCUAUUAAGUAUUGCAAGCAUGUCAGGUUGUUGUCAGGUCUCAAUACCAUUAGGAUUUUAUGACAAGUAUCCUAUUUCUGUGUCAUUGAUAGCAAGGCAUGGUGGCGAUCGAUUUUUACUUGACACACUACAGACUGUUUAUACAACUCUCCAAGAACUGGCUGACAUUGCUUCCAAAAGCAAAUCAUCUGAAAAUGUUGUCAGUAAGGAGCAGUCUGCUGAAUUUGCAAAAGAGAAGGGAAAUCAAGCCUAUAAAGAUAAGCAGUGGCAGAAAGCCAUUGGAUUUUAUACAGAAGCUAUCAAACUCAGUAGUGAUAAUGCAACAUACUAUAGUAACAGGGCUCAAGCGUAUCUAGAACUUGGAAGUUAUCUUCAAGCUGAGUCCGAUUGUACUAAAGCAAUUAGUCUUGACAAAAAGAAUGUGAAGGCCUAUUUUCGAAGAGGUACGGCUAGAGAGAUGCUAGGCUACUACAAGGAAGCAAUUGAUGAUUUUAAGCAUGCCUUUGUGCUUGAGCCUACGAACAAAAGGGCAGCCUCAGCUGCUGAAAGGUUGAGGAAGGUAUUCCUCCAGUAG